GUUGUACUUGUCAUUCAGUCAUCCCAGGAAUUCAACAAGACUAAGGCCAGCCACCUCGGCGUAACAGGGGCAUUUUAAGUUAAAAUCACGCAAUUGAUGCCGUGAAAGGUCAAGGAAAUAUCGUGUGUUGUCAAGACAGAAAAAAGCGGCGCCUCCAGACACCGCAGCAUGCAGAUGUGAAGUCAGACAUUGGAGACCUGAGCUGCAACCCUGGACUGAGUAACAUCCUCUUCAUCCCCUUCAUCGUCAUCAUACAUGAAGAGAGGGGAGAAACCCGAAGGAUACAGACAGAUGAGACCCAAAACGUUUCCUACAAGCAACUAUAGCGGCAACAGCCAACACAUGUUGCAGGAAAUAAGGAACAGCUUGCGCAAUUUGUCCAAACCCUCGGACCCACCGAAAGUGGACAAUGGAGGAGCUGGAAAAAUGAUCCCAGAGGACCCAAGACAACAGGGGCGCAGCAGCAAUGGCAAGAACCCUUACCACAAGGCCUUGCAAGAGAUCCGAAAAUCCCUGCUGCCUUUCGCCAAUGAGACCAGCACUUCUGUCCCAGAGGUCAACCAACACAUGUCGCUGGAGGCCCCCUGUGCUGGGUUUGAAGAGCAGAGUAACAGUCGCAGUAUGGGGGCAGUUAUCGACUACAUGGGUAAGGUGAGCUACCAGGACUCAGUGUGGGAACAGAACACGACCGGGCUGAAAGCACCAGGAUCGUCUCAUAUCCAGCAGGCUGUGCUGAGGAGGCCGAGCUGGAAGGGCUCCAAGGAGUCUCUGGCGCCUCGACAUGGUCCCCUCAUGGUGGAUGGCAUGAUGUACCGCUCCGACAGCCCCGGACCUCCUCCAGCCUUCCCACAGGGUCACCCCGCCAACGGCCAGAGAGUCAACCCUCCACUGCCGCCCCAGGUGCGCAGUGUCACACCUCCACCAAACCGCGGUGCCAUGCCUCCCGCACCAUCCUGGGACAGCAACCCGUCGACCAAGCGCUACUCCGGCAACAUGGAUUACCUUUUGCCGCGCAUCUCUCCGGUGCCCCAGGGGGCCUGGGCUGACGGGUACCAAUCGUCAGCACCUCAAAAUCAGCGUGGGAUCAGUCCGGUCCCUGUGGGCCACCAGCCCAUCAUCAUGCAGAGCUCUGGGGUGAAGUUCACUUUCCCCCCCAGCUGGUCUCAGAGUGGCGCCCCGCAGCCCGACUACAUGUCAGGGGGCAGCCGACAGCCUCCUCCUCCUCCGUACCCGGUCAACCAGAGCAGCCGGCACAGUCCCACAGACCAGCAGUCGGGAGGGCCGGCAUCCUCUCCCUCUUACGUCAACGGUGGAAAUAUCCCUCAGUCCAUGAUGUCGAGCAGCCGGAACAGUCACAACAUGGACAUGUACAACCUGGGUCCGCCUCAGUCGUGGUCCCAGGCGCCUCUGAACCCCAACCAGCCCCAGUCUUCUCUCGGCAACCAGGAUCUGUCCCCGUCGUGGCAGCACAACAAACCGGUGCGCUCGGAUUCCUUCAACAACCACCUGCUGACCAGCAGACAGGGCCACCCAUCCAGCUCCCAGCCCUCUGCCACCACGGUCACCGCCAUCACCCAGGCUCCCAUCCUGCAGCCCGUCAAGAGCAUGCGCGUCCAGAAACCCGAGUUACACACGGCUGUCGCUCCCACGCACCCUCCGUGGAUGCAGCCGCCGCCACCAUCUCCAGCCGCACCUGCCUACCCAGAAGCCCCAGCCCCUGGGCCUCCGACCCCCGUCGUUGCGGAAGUCCCCAGCUACCAGGGCCCCCCGCCACCCUAUCCCAAGCAUCUCCUCCAGCAGCAAGCUGCACCGGGCCCCCCCGCCUACGAUCUCGCGGCCAAUAAAAUCGCCGCGGGCCGAGAGGAGCCCGCGGAAGAGGAGAGCGCCGGCGCCGACGGCUCCCGAGACAAGACGGCGGAGAGCACCGCGGCGACGGAGAAGGAGAAGAAGCUCAUCACGACGUCGCCCGUUCCCGUCCGCCGCAACAAGAAAGACGAGCAGCCGAGCGGGGAGUCCGGACGGAUCGCGCUUUACUCCCCCCAGGCCUUCAAGUUCUUCAUGGAGCAACACGUGGAGAACGUCCUGAAGAACCAUCAGCAGAGGGUCCGGAGGAGGAACCAGCUGGAGAGCGAGAUGCAGCGGGUGGGUUUGUCCUCCGAAGCUCAGGAGCAGAUGCGUAUGAUGCUGUCCCAGAAAGAGUCCAACUACAUCCGGCUGAAGCGAGCCAAGAUGGACAAAUCCAUGUUCAAAAGAAUCAAGACGCUCGGCAUCGGAGCCUUCGGCGAGGUGUGCCUGGCCAGGAAAGAGGACACGGGGGCGCUGUACGCCAUGAAGACGCUCCGCAAGAAGGACGUGCUGCUCAGGAACCAGGUGGCCCACGUCAAGGCGGAGCGGGACAUCCUGGCCGAGGCCGACAACGAGUGGGUGGUGCGGCUCUACUACUCGUUCCAGGACCGAGACAACCUGUACUUCGUCAUGGAGUACAUUCCCGGAGGGGACAUGAUGAGCCUCCUCAUCCGGCUCGGCAUCUUCAAGGAGGAGCUGGCCCAGUUCUACAUCGCCGAGCUCACCUGCGCGGUGGAGAGCGUCCACAAGAUGGGCUUCAUCCACCGGGACAUCAAGCCGGACAACAUCCUCAUCGACCGGGACGGACACAUCAAGCUGACCGACUUCGGCCUCUGCACCGGCUUCCGCUGGACGCACGACUCCAAGUACUACCAGAGCGGCGACCACGUGAGGCAGGACAGCAUGGACUUCAGCAAGGAGUGGGAGGACUCGGCCGACUGCCGCUGCACCGACCGCCUGAAGCCCCUGGAGAGGAGGAAGGCCCGGCAGCACCAGCGCUGUCUGGCCCACUCGCUGGUCGGGACGCCCAACUACAUCGCGCCAGAAGUGCUGCUGCGGACGGGUUACACCCAGCUCUGUGAUUGGUGGAGCGUCGGCGUCAUCUUGUAUGAGAUGGUUGUCGGGCAGCCUCCCUUCCUGGCGACCACGCCCCUGGAGACGCAGAUGAAGGUGAUCAACUGGAAGAGCAUGCUGCUCAUCCCGCCGCCCGCCAAGCUCAGCGCCGCGGCGUCGGACCUCAUCGGCGAGCUGUGCCGCAGCGCCGAAGACCGCCUGGGCAAGAACGGCGCCGACGAAAUCAAAGCUCACGCGUUCUUCCGGAGCAUCGACUUCUCCAGCGACCUGCGGCAGCAGGUGGCGCCGUACGUCCCCACCAUCGCUCACUCCACGGACACCUCCAACUUCGACCCCGUGGAUCCGGAGAAGCUGCGGAGCGGCGACGGCGAGAGCAACCUCAACGACACGCUCAGCGGCUGGUUCCGCAUCGGCAAGCACCCGGAGCACGCCUUCUACGAGUUCACCUUCCGCCGCUUCUUCGACGACAACGGCCACCCCUACAGCUGCCCCAAGCCCAUCGAGUACGAGGGCUACGACGGGGAGGGGGCGGAGCCAGAGGGCCCCGCGCAGGAGGCUCCUCCGGGCCAAGAGCUGGUCUACGUUUAGGUGUGUGUGUGUGAAAUCCUUGACCGUAGGAAAGUGUGUUUUUCGAGGAGCAGCCAGAACGCUUUAGCACAGCGACAGACUUUUAUCAACGCUGGAAGUUCACGCUACAAAUUAAAGGAAUAGUCGGCGGCAUUCUGGGAAAAACGCGAUGGUUCUUUUUACCAAGUUGUAUCGAUCCCGCUCUGCAGGAGGCGGUGGCUCCAUCUUAACCGUGAGAAGCAGACGGGGUCGUGGCCCCGCCCCCUCCAGUCUUAAAGUUAAGCUAACCUAACCACCUGUUGGGACCGUACCAUCAAGGAACGAGAGGUAUCCAUUACCUCAUCCAACCCUCCGCAGUGUUUUCCCAAAAUGUUGCCGUUGACGUCUGAGAACUGUCGGAUGUUCUCGCCGCCGGAGGAACGGAAAGCUGGAAGAAGUGGAGAGCUCUCUGACGACUUAAGACUACAUUUAUUUAAGAGAAUUGUAACUGAUGCUGUUUGAGUGGGAUUUUUGUUGUUGAAAUUACAUAGUGGUCAAAACUGUCUUAAUUUAUAUUUUAAUGUCUUGCAAUGGGUAUUUUAGUCGUGUCUCGUAGAAAUGUGCAGGGAUAAGUUGCUCUAAUGAUUCAUUGCUGUGCCUUUUUCUUUUUUUUGUUAUCUUUCACCAAAUAUAAAGAGGGGUUAAUAAUCAGACUUGCAUUUUUACAAUUUAGAGUAGCAGCACCCGAUUGAACGACAGUCGGUUUUGUUUUAUUUUUCUAAUUUAUACUUAAAAUGUAUUUAUAAAUUAAGUUGCGUACAGUCGAUGUAAAUAUUUGCCCUGUCAGCUGAUUUUUAUUCUUCUUUUCUUCGGGCCGGCCCUCCUCGGUGUCUGCUGCUGCUUCCUGUUUCAUUCCCCCAAAGUCCUGACUCGUAACGGCCUUUCACACUUCCUGCUGGUCUCAACCAAAGCACUAAAAGAGUGGGUUUGACAGUUCGACCGCUUAAAAGCAAAUCUGAUUAUCACGCCUUGCUUUUAGGCGCCGGACCGCAUCAUCCUCUCGGACUCUACAUCGCGUUGAGCAUCACGGAGGCCGGAAACUCGUUUCCUUUCGAUCAUUCGUUUUUUGUUGUUUUUGUUUUAACGAACAACCGGACGGAUGAACUGCCCUCCAUCACACAGGACGAUGACUUUGUAACCCGCUGUACUUUGUUUAGGAACAUAUCUGAUUGUAGUUCUGGACUUAAUGGUGACCACUGGCAUUCUGCACUAGUUGUUUUUAUAGUGAGAUCAUUUUAUUGUCGUGUACGUUGUUGCUUUGGGAGCUACAAGGAGGGUGAUGAAUAAAGAAUGUAAAGAACAAAAU
Pseudoliparis swirei is the source of this 4831-nucleotide messenger RNA. It is a transcript of the gene lats1, whose product is annotated as large tumor suppressor kinase 1. Bases 256 to 3507 code for a protein of 1083 amino acids. NCBI's taxonomy places the organism in Eukaryota, Metazoa, Chordata, Actinopteri, Perciformes, Liparidae. The record is from RefSeq and is a predicted model, not a curated record. The transcript is spliced from 8 exons. Gene Ontology annotation, biological process: peptidyl-serine phosphorylation; regulation of organ growth; positive regulation of apoptotic process. Gene Ontology annotation, molecular function: protein serine/threonine kinase activity; ATP binding.